Messenger RNA from Dipodomys spectabilis (banner-tailed kangaroo rat), 2648 nucleotides. RefSeq names its product adherens junctions associated protein 1 (gene Ajap1). NCBI's taxonomy places the organism in Eukaryota, Metazoa, Chordata, Mammalia, Rodentia, Heteromyidae. Gene Ontology annotation, cellular component: cytoplasmic side of plasma membrane; cell-cell contact zone; plasma membrane. The record is from RefSeq and is a predicted model, not a curated record. Gene Ontology annotation, molecular function: beta-catenin binding. The transcript is spliced from 7 exons. The coding region runs from base 1 to 1449 and encodes 482 amino acids.
AUGACAGAAGCCACCAAAACCACCGUGGUGAAUCAGGGCCUAACGCACCUUCGUGAGGAAGAUGGAGCCAGCCCCUGCCUCCCAGGAGCGGGGUCACACUCACAUGCCCCUCACCUGCACACAGUGGCGCAGCGCAUGCACACCGACGCAUCCUUUGUAGAGACACAAGACUCUGUAAGGAAACUGCUGAAUGCGGAGCUCGGCCCGCUGGCCCAGCUGUUCAGCUCCAUGUCUAUCCGUUGGCCCGGCCGCUCCCUCGGAAGCCAUGCUUGGAUACUGAUAGCCAUGAUGCAGCUCGCUGUGGAUUUUCCAUCCUGUGAGUCCUUGGGUCCUGGCCCCGAGUUCCGGCUCCUGCCACGGCCCCCACAGCGGCCCCCACGGCUCUGGAACCUGCGAAGCGGGCAGCCGGCCCGGAUCCCCACGCCCGUGUGGAGCCCACGGGCAACCCGCACAGAACGGGCCCACGGACAGAUGCAGACGCCUCGUGUCCGGCGGGCCCACAGGCCUCGGGACCAAGUGGCCAUCCUUGUGCCCAAAGCGGGUCUUUCUAAGCCCCCAGCUGCUGCCAAAUCCAGCCCUUCUCUGGCCUCCACAUCCUCCUCCUCCUCUUCCUCCUCCUCUACCAUGGCUGGUGGGGCGGCUGAGCAGCAGAGCCUCCUGCGGCGGGGCCGGCGGCACAUACAGGACGUGGCAUUCAACAGCUUUGACUUCAGAGGCAGCAGGCCCACCACAGAGACUGAGUUCAUCGCCUGGGGCCCCACAGGGGACGAGGAGGCCCCAGAGUCCAACACGUUUCCGGGCUUAUUUGGCCCCACCACCAUCUCCACCUUACAGACACGGAAGACAACUGUGGGUACCACCACCACCACCACGGCCUCCACCACCACCACGGCUACUGCCGUGACGCUGCAGACUAAGGGGGUCACGGAGUCCCUGGGUCCCCGGAGAAAGAUCCCUGUUGGGGUUAGCACAACGGAGCCUUCCACCAGUCCCAGCAGCAACGGGAAAGACAGCAAGCCCCCAAGGAUUCUGGGGGAGACCUCAGGUCUGGCUGUGCAUCAGAUCAUCACCAUCACCGUCUCCCUCAUCAUGGUCAUCGCUGCGCUCAUCACUACUCUUGUCUUAAAAAAUUGCUGUGCCCAAGGUGGGAACACUCGGAGAAACAGCCACCAGCGGAAGGUCAACCAGCAGGAGGAGAGCUGCCAGAACCUCACCGACUUCACCCCGGCACGGGUACCCAGCAGUGUAGACAUCUUCACGGCCUACAACGAGACCCUGCAGUGCUCGCACGAGUGCGUGCGGGCAUCUGUGCCCGUCUACACCGACGAGACGCUGCACCCGGCUGGGGAGUACAAGUCCACGUUCAACGGAAACCGAUCUUCCUCUGCGGAUCGGCAUCUCAUCCCUGUGGCCUUUGUGUCUGAGAAAUGGUUCGAAAUCUCCUGCUGACUGGCCGAAGGCUUUUUUACCUCCUGGGGGCAGGGCAGACGCCAUGUGUCUAUUUCAUGGAUCCCGUUGGUGAACCUGUAAAAACAAAACAAAACAAAAAUACAAAACCUAAAACUAGACUAUCUAAGGGAAGCUGCCAUUCUGUUUGCCGGCGGAAAACUCACAGAGCGGGACACUCUAGGCAAAAUAUAUUUUUGUACAAAUGCUCAUGCCUAUGGGCCGCCGCCUCCUCCUGGAGUUUUCUUUGGAGAACAGAAAGAAGAAAUGCAAGGAGGGGACUGGAGUCAGAGAGCCACGGAGACCAAGCAAAAAGGACAGAAGGAAGGAUACCUGACGUCUGGAAUUUGUACCACGAUUCUGAACCCAUGCCAAUAAUGCCAUUAUGUGCCAUGAUCUGACCCCAAAGCUUGGCUGCAAGCUGGAGCCAAGCGGACCACGUGUAGAAAUUUCACAGAAAACAGGGGUGGGAAUCUUCCGAUAGAGUCACUAUUUCUGGUUAUUAUACAUAUAUAAAUAUAUAAAUACCAACAGAGACACACAUAUACACACAUACACUUUUUUUGUACUGUAGCAAUUUUUGAAGAUCUUCAAUGUUCCUUUUUAAAAAAAAUGAAAGAAUUGUGUUAUAGGUUACAAAAAAAAAAAUCUGAUUUAUUUAACUUGCUUAGUACGAACAGAAUAAACUGGUGUUUUCUACUUUGGCCACGCAGCUCACACACAUGCCACAUACAGCCACACACACCUGCAGACACACACACACACACCACACACACAUACCUGCACACCCGCAUCUAUACGCAUCUAUUGGAGAUACAGUUCCACAGGUGAGCAUAUUCGUUCUUCUUCCUAGUAACCUGAUGUGUCAUCCCUGGGGGCGGCCUCAUCAGAUGAUGUGCCUCUUCAGUGACAUCUUGUGUCUGCCAGAUGUUUCCUGAGUGAUACCCAAGUGAAUGCUUUCUUAAUCUUGGGCCGGAAUUAAGGAUGCCACAAUUUUCUAUAUAUAUGUAUACACACACCUGCAUAAAUGUUACCUUUCUUCAUUUACUUGCUGGAAGCUGCUACCUAACAGCCACGUGAACGCUUCCGUCGCUGGCUGCCGACAGGCGGGCCUGAGCACCAGGUUGGGUGGGUGGUGGAUUCUCGAACAUUUGUGUUAUACAAGCGUAGACUGAAUUAAAGAGAUUUUCCAGUUCCAAACA